This is a messenger RNA of Lepisosteus oculatus (spotted gar), 5362 nucleotides long. RefSeq names its product baculoviral IAP repeat-containing protein 1-like. Gene Ontology annotation, biological process: detection of bacterium; defense response to bacterium; pyroptotic inflammatory response. Gene Ontology annotation, cellular component: IPAF inflammasome complex. Lineage: Eukaryota; Metazoa; Chordata; Actinopteri; Semionotiformes; Lepisosteidae. The record is from RefSeq and is a predicted model, not a curated record. Gene Ontology annotation, molecular function: cysteine-type endopeptidase inhibitor activity involved in apoptotic process; ATP binding.
CUUCUUACUGGAAGAGUUGUAUUUUGCCUUCGCCUGCGGGCAGAGAAACUUCCCAGUUGUUCUGUCACUUGAAAAACCGAAGAACAUGGAAGAAGCCCAUCCUGAAAGUGAGGACACCUUCCCUGAUAUGGAUCUGAAGGACUGGGACCUUCAGUACUCUCCUUUUUUCAGUGUUGAAGCAACUUCAGAGUUCUACAAGACAAACCUAAGACAAGUGUUCAAAAAAGGCUCACGUGGGUACAAUCAGAAACUGAGAAGUGAGCUGACCAGGCUGAAAUCCUUUGACAAUUUCCCAUCUCUUUCCCCCUUUACCCCAGAAGAGCUGGCCAGUGCCGGUUUCUUUUCCCUGGGGCAGAAGCCAGCUGUGCAGUGCUUCUGCUGCGGACUGAUUGUCGUUAUUGCAAGUUUCCAGCCCCCUCAACAGCUGCACCUCAAAUAUAGGCAGGAUUGCGGCUUCCAGCAAGGGCUGGAUGUGGGAAACAUUGGCAAGUAUGAGAUCAGAGUCAAAGCCCUUGCAUCUGAAGUGAUGGAGGUCCCAGCACAUUGCGCGGAAGAAACAUGGAGGUUGGAAACCUUUGCUCACUGGCCCUUUUAUUGUGAAACCAAGCCUUCUUUGCUGUCGGAUUGUGGCUUUUACUACACGGGUGUUAAAGAUUACGUCCGGUGCUUCUCGUGUCAGGGGGUGCUGGGAGACUGGGAGGUGGGCAGUGAUCCCUGGCAGGAGCAUGCCAAGUGGUUUCCAGGGUGUGAUUACCUCCGAAGCCGACUGCCAGAAAAUGUGAUCUCCCAGCAUGGACAUUCAUACAGUGGAUUUCAUGGACUAACGGCUAAAAGUUACAUUUCAUCCUGCAGAAUGACUGGAGACGCUGAAGUGAUGCAUGCUAUCCAAGUCCCCUCAUCUGAGGAGAUAAUUUGCAGUAUGUUUGAGGAUGAAGAUUCUCGAAUGGAGUCCUUCACCCAGUGGCCAAGUAGCUCAACCAUCCUCCCCAGACAGUUGGCCCAGGCCGGAUUCUUCUACACAGGGAAAGAAGAAAUUGUUCAGUGUUUUUGCUGUGGAGGACAGAUAUCACAGUGGGAAGAAACAGACCCAAUACAGGAGCACCAGAAUCAGUUUCCACAGUGUCAAUAUGUCAGAGACAUCAACCUGUCUCCACGCCAUGUUCUGACAGAUAUGGAUGACAAGAGGGAGAUGCGCAUAAAUCCCGACGUCCCUGCUAGAAGUUUACAGCUGCCUUCCUCAGAGACCCAUUCUGUAAAGGAGACAUUGGAUAUGAAGGCCACUUAUCUACAGGCCCUUCUCCAGAAAGCCUAUUCAAGAAGGGAGUUCAGUAGAACAUUUCCAUUCUCUGAUGUCAAGAUUCCUUUUGACACUCGAUUGGUGUACACCCAGCUGGCUAUGGUCACAAAGGACUUCAGGAAUAUUCCGUUGCACAAAAUAACUCUGUCUGAGUUACUGAGACAGCUCAGGAACAUCACUGUUGUCGAUGGACUGCCAGGAAGUGGGAAGACAUCUUUCCUUAAAAAGAUAGCCAUGCUUUGGGCUCAAGGAACAUGCCCUCUUCUGAAAAGAUUUAAAUUUGUGCUUUACAUCUCCUUGAAAAAUGUCAGCAAGAACCAGAAGGUGACCAAAAUAAUUAGUGAUCAGCUUCUUGAAGAGGAGUUGGACAUUUCUGAACAUGCCUUCAAAGACAUUAUCCACCAUUAUAGUGCUAGUGUCCUAUUCCUUCUUGAUGACUUUGGAAGGAACAAUGGUCCUUUGCCUUCACUAAUAGACCAGGAGUUGAUUCAUUGCAAUCACUGGUUGAACAUCCCCAUCAUUAUUGUUGUCAGAACUCAGAGUCUCCAUCUAAUUCGGAAGCAUGCCCAGCUCCUCAUCUCCAUCCAGGAUUUUCCAUUACAUGCAACCAUUCACAUGUGCCGCAGCCUGCUUUCUUACCAUAUGGAUCUAGUGGAAGAUGCAUUCUACAGACUACAAACAUUCAUUCUCCUCAGACCCAUUAUAAAGACGCCUUUAAUGGGGCUCAUUGUCUGUGUGUCCAGAAUCAAAUUUCCUGCUAGAGUGUUUUCCAUCAUAUUCCUUUUUGAUUAUUACUUGCAGUUUAUCAAGCAAAAUCAUAUUAGUGACUUGAAUAUCUUUAAGUCAGCGGUGUCCAGCCUCGGCGAGCUCUGCUUGGAAGGGCAGUUUGAAGGUCGAUUUCAGUUUACAGCGGAUGACCUUCUCCAGGCUGGAGUGAAGGAAUCUGAUGCCCUAGAGCUGGGGCUUCUCAACAAAUUGACUUCCCAGCGGCUCCGGCCUGUGUACUCUGUGUUUCAUGUUUAUUUCCAGGAUUAUCUAGCUGCACUGCGGAUGAAUGAGCUCCUAACUUCCAGUAUUCCUGCAGAGAGAGAAAAAAGUCAAAAUGACUUGAAGAGGAUUGAUUCAGUAGCCAAGUUCGUUUACUUUAAACUUUUCUUGUUGUUCACCUGUACGAUGUCUCAAACAGCUGCUACUGUCAUUGUAGACUUCGUACUCAAUAAGCUCAAUAGGAAUACAGAUUCUAGAGCUGAUGAAGUUAUCAAUAAGUACCCUGAAACAACGGAUAUGAAUAAUCAUAUUAUUCAAUUUUUAUAUGAAUUUCCAGAGUGCCGUGAUUCAUCUGUUGACACUUACCUGUUGAACGAAGUUUUAGAUGUAUUGUACGACACACAGUUUUUAGAGAUUUGUGGUCCGCUCAUUAAAGACUUCAUGAAGGACAGAACUUUCACUGUCAGUGCCAUUCAACCUCAGGCAAUCUUGCGCUUUAUAACUGACUACCCUGAGAGUCUCACAGGAAUUAAAAGCUUCCACCUCCAUAUCCUUCAGGGUGCAAAUAACUUGCACGACACAACCGAAGAACUGUUGCAAGUGGAGGUUCCAGAAGAAUAUUCUGGUUUGUUCAAUAACUCUCAGACCUUUCAAGCAGAUUUAAACUUCUGUAAAAACGGCCUAAAACUCCUGUUUAACAUGAUUAGAUCUCAGAUUCCCAGCGUGAUCGUUGAUGUAUGGUGUCCAGCUCAUGACAAAUACAAAAUCCCACUUGUGCAUUUAACUUUUAUUGAAACGCACAGCCUGAAAGACAGUGAUCUGGAGAACAUGGAUGUCCUGUUUUACUUGUCUGAAUCUAUAGCUCUGGAUUUGCUGGAAAGUCCAGGUGUCAUUGAAAGAAUGCAACCUCUUCUGGAAAAAUAUGCAAAACGAGUAAAGAAAUUGCACCUUAACAUGAAUCGUCUGAGUGAAAAUGAACAGGCCGUUUUAUGUUCAUUCACCAACUUGUGUACCUUAACCGUUAUGAUUAAGAACAAAGAAGAAGCACCAGAAUUACUGUUCCGACAAAUGGAGAGAUUUCCAAGUCUGCAGCAAUUAAACUUGAAUGUGUACCAAUCUAAAGAGUUUUUUGAAGUUCUGCCCAUUGGAUUCAGCAAAAUGAGAGGAUUAAGGAAACUUAACCUGAUGAUGGACGUGACCGAGAAUGGCGUCAUACUAGCAUGGCUCCUAACCUGCUUUCCAUUGCUGGCCAGCUUUUCACUGGUGUCUGACCACUGUCCUGACUUAGAUGCCAUACUCAAUGCACUGCCCUGUGCUGGCCUACAGUACCUCAAACUGGGCUGUAUAACGUUCACUGAGUCUCAGCUGUGGUCUUUUGCUACAAAACUUGGGACAUUAACUAAUUUAAAAGUAUUGAAGCUCUGCAAAGAAUUGUUUGACAGCACUGAAAUAAUGCCAACCUUUGUCUGUGCUCUCAAAGAGCUGACACAACUUGAGACUUUGCAUCUUCCUUUUGGGAAAGGGGUAGAAGCAGAAGCAGGCUCCAUCAUUGCAGUCUUGCAAACUCUGACGCGUUUGAAGUCCAUUCAGAUGCGCUCUUCUUUGAAUGAUGAGAACCUUGUAAAGAUUGCGAAAGCCACACAAGGCGGGAGCUUUUCUGGCCUUCAGAAACUCAUUUUGAGUCAUAACAUCAGCACCACAGACAGAGGCUGGCAAGAGUUUUUCCACACUCUGAGCAGUCUGAAGGACCUGGUAAAGCUGAACAUCUGCAGACCCUUGAGUCACCUGCUAAAACCUUCCUCCUCCACAGUCAUCGCCCUCGUAAGAGCUGUAUCGCAGCUUCCUAGCAUGAGGCAUGUUGUGGUGUCUGGGUGGCUGCUGGAUGACAUGGACCUGAAGGUGUUUGAAGACAUGAAGAAAUCACAUGCACAGUCACAAUAUUUGAUGUUAACUUUCAAAAUUGGUGCCAAACCACAAUUUGUACAGGAUCUUUAAACAAACUGGACAUACCCUGUUCAGUCACAUCAAAACACGCAUAUAAGGAGUUGCUUACUUGCCCAUCAUGGAAUCUAUUGAAUGUUGCAAGAUUGCAUUUCCUUCAUUUUUUCAGCAUCAGUCUUCGCAUUGUUUCAUUAUCACCAUGUGAUAUCUGCAAUGUGACAAGUGUGUUCUGAAUGACAGGGCUUAUCAUUUACAUUUAAUUAAGGUGAAGACAUGCUUUUUUGUAAUAGGUGUGUAAUUCAAUUUGUUAGACGACACGUUCCAUUUUACCAACGACUGGUACUAAAUGCAGCAUACAGACCGAAAAGGUUUGGAAUUCCAUCUUUUAUUAACCAAUUUGGUUGUGAGUGCAAAGAUCGGUUCAACUAUCAAGACUUAAGCCUUUGACUUACUUUUACUGAUAACGUUACAGACCUACUACUUAAAAGUGUUCACUGUGGUUCUAGUCAAUGAUCAGACUAGUAAGUAUAUUUACUGCUGGAUUGCAGACCACUAUGUGUCCAUCUUCUAGAUUGUAUACUUUAACAGUAGCUCCAAGAUGUCAAAACAGAAUUUAAAAAAAAUAGUAUUACACCAUACAUUUGUGAAAACAACCUUCCCCACAAUUAGAUAUAUUUAUAUUUGGCUGAAUCUUACCAGUUUAACCUGUUGUGACGUGUUCAGCUAAUCACCAGUGGAAAAGCAGUUUUCUGCAAUGUGUCCAACUGGUUACCGUGGACGUUUAUGAGAUGUUUUACAUAAGAAAAUGUUAAAAUUGGCAAAUGAGAGAAGGUCACUAUAACCUGGAAUUUUGGUGUAUUCUCCUCUAGGUGUUUCGUGAAACAAGUAAUGGUAACACCCUACAAAACAUACAUUGUCUUUGUUCCUAUUCCUAUUAAUCUCAUCACGAUCACAAAUGUGUUGACUGUUAAACAAAAACACGUUUUUAGUUUGUUGUACCAACAUUUUUGGAGGAUACCUUGUUUUUGUAUUUUGGUGAACAAAACCGACAACCAUAUUUAAAAGCAGGUAUUACUAGUGAAUUAAACAAUGUUAGUACACCAUCCCUGAAUUAAAUUCUCCAAUUUUCACCACAUA